Rosa rugosa (rugosa rose) is the source of this 3919-nucleotide messenger RNA. RefSeq names its product pentatricopeptide repeat-containing protein At4g28010-like. Gene Ontology annotation, molecular function: protein binding. The record is from RefSeq and is a predicted model, not a curated record. The coding region runs from base 327 to 2471 and encodes 714 amino acids. NCBI's taxonomy places the organism in Eukaryota, Viridiplantae, Streptophyta, Magnoliopsida, Rosales, Rosaceae. The transcript is spliced from 7 exons.
UGGAUUAGGUGGGACCCUAGUCGUGGUUUGGCGAACUAGUUUGCGACGCCAAACGUAUAUAUGUAUGAAACCAAUGAGUUUAGACCUUGGGUAACUUCCCUCCUUACUCAGCGCCUCCCUCUUUCUUCUCUGGCUACACUUUUCUCUUUGUCAAUCCUCGCCGAUCAAUCUCCGAAUAUCAAAUGACUCAACAGAUUACAAGUUAAUACUUGACAACCCCAUCAAGCAACGCAGCAAACUCUUAUUGCAUCCAAUAUUUUGGUCAUCUCCGACCAACUGUGACCGACACCGACUAUCCAUAAUUUCGGCAAGAAGGCUAAAGUGGCAUGCGGUCAUUACAGGUUUCCAAGACACGGCUCUUCUCCUCACUGCCAUCUAUUACUCCCCUCUCUGAUGUAGAAACCCAAUUGAGAGCUUUUUGGAAGGACCCGGAUCCUAAAAUUUCGGAGGCGCUUUCGCUUUUUCAUCAUGCCAUACAUUCCAACCGCCUGCCUCCGGGGUCAGCCUCAGCCUGCAACUUCCUUGUAGACACUCUCGCAAGGUCUAAAAAUUAUGAACUAUCAUUCUCAGUUUAUACCAAGAUGACCAAGGUUGGUAUUAUUCCAAGCUUUAUAUCAUUGAGUUGUUUAGUUUCAUAUUUUGUCAAUACGCGUAAGCUAGAAUUCGCACCCGGGGUUUUCGGCUUGGUAUUAAAGCGUGGAUUUCAGUUAAAUGAGUAUGUUAUGAAUCUUGCAUUAAACGGUUUUUGUUCUAAUGAUGAGGUUGACAAGGCAAUUGAGUUGUUUAGUGUAAUGAGAAGACAUUUUGUCAAGCCUGGUAUUCGUAGUUAUAACAUUCUUAUAAAUGGACUUUGCAAAGCGAAAAAGUUGAAAGAAGCAGUGGAAUUGUUGGUUGAUAUGGAGGUGUCGGAUUCUGAACCGAAUGUGGUAACAUACAGCACAUUGAUUAAUGGAUUUUGUAAACAGGGUAGAGUGGACGAGGCCAUGGGUUUCUUGGAGGAGAUGAGGCAAAAGGGUUUGGAAAUGGAUGUUUUUGUAUAUGGGGCCCUUAUAAGUGGUUUUUGUGCUAAAGGGAGUUUUGAUAGAGGAAAACAACUUUUUGAUGAGAUGUUAAACAAGGGUAUUUCUCCUAAUGUGGUUACGUAUAGUUGUUUGAUUAAUUAUCUUUCAAAGACAGGCAAGUGGAAAGAAGUCACUGUGAUGGUAAAUGAUAUGACACAAUGUGGAGUUCCCCCUGAUGCUAUUACUUACACAGGUAUCCUUGAUGGGCUUUUCAAAAAUGGAAUGGCUACAAAAGCCAUGGCGAUAUUCAAUUUAAUGCUAUUGAAGGGUACAGAGCCUAAUAAUGUAACAUACAACGUUAUGAUUGAUGGACUAUGCAAGGAGGGGUUGGUGGAUGAUGCUUUAAAGAUCUUAGAAAUGAUGAAAAGGAAAGGUGUAAAGCCUGAUGUAAUCACUUACAACACAUUACUAAUGGGACUAUCCUGUGAUGGGAAGGUUGAUGAGAUGAUGCAACUUUUCAGUAAGAUAACAAAUGAUGAGAACUUUGUUGAGCCAGAUGUUAUGACAUAUAACAUGCUCAUUUUGGGACUGUGCAAGGAAGGUAAUCUUGAUCAGGCUAUGGAGAUGUAUCAUACAAUGGUUGAAAGGGGCAUUUCUGGUAGCUUAUGUACUUAUAACACUUUGAUCGACAGAUGCAUACAGGAAGGAUUAGUUGACAAGGCCAUAGAAUUCUGGAGACAUGCAGUUGACUUGGGAGUUAUACCUAACUCAAUCACUUAUGGUGUCUUGAUCAAUGGAUUUUGCAAAAAUCAAAUGGUCAGGCUUGCAAAAGGACUUUUUAGUAAAAUGAGAGCUUCUGGGAUUAGUCCUACUGUAAUUGACUACAACACUUUGAUGUCAUCGUUGUGCAAGGAGGGUAGUUUGGAGCAAGCUAGGAUGUUGUUUCAAGAAAUGAGAACUGCAAAUCAUUCACCUUGUGUUGUCUCAUUUAAUACCAUAAUUGACGGACUUCUUAAAGCUGGAGAUAUUAAAUCUACUAAAGAGUUGCUAGAGGAUAUGUUCAAAUUGGGUUUAAUUCCCGAUAGAAUUACUUUCUCUACAUUAGUAAACCGGUUUUCAAAACUUGGGCUAUUGGCUGAGGCUAGAAUGUGCGUUGAGAAGAUGAUUGCUCGUGGUAUUGAACCCGAUGUCUUUGUAUUCGAUUCUUUAUUAAAGGGCUACAGUUCUAAAGGUGAAACAGAAGAAAUUGUUAAUUUGCUUCAUCAGAUGGCAGAAAAGGGUGUUGUUCUUGACAAAGAUAUAACUUCUACAAUCUUGGCGUGCCUCUGUCAAAUCUCUGAUGACGUUGAUGUGAUGGAGGUUCUCCCUACUUUUUCCAAAGAGACAUCGAAAGGAAUAAGCAUUACCUGCAAUGAGCUAUUGAUGAAAGUCAAUAAAUUUUAUCCGGAACUUAAGUUAUGUGCUGCUUGAGAUUCUUCCUCUUGAAGAGGCCUCCCAGUGCCACAGAAGUGUGUUGCUGUCUAUGUGCUAUGCUAUGUUGCUGUGCUGACUGUGUUUGCCUUUUUAUAUGGACGUUUAUAUCUGGUUAUGAGUGGAUUGGAAAUGAAGAUUCUGGAGAACUCCUCCAUACAUAACACUAAGGUUUUUGGAGAGGCUUUGGCUAUGGAGUCUGCUUUUCAACUGGGCUUGUUACCAAUGCUUCCCAUUGUGAUGGAAAUUGGUCUGGAAAAGGGGUUCCACAAUGCCUUGGGUGAUUUCAUACUCAUGCAGCUCCAGCUGGCCUCUGUUUUCUUCACAUUUCAAAUAGGAACAAAAGCACAUUAUUGCAGAAGGACAAUCUUACGUGGAGGAUUAAAACCCAAAGCAACUGGCCAUAAUUAAGUUAUUCUCCAUGCAGAAUUUGCUGAUAACUACAGUUUGUACUCGCGCAGCCACUUUGGGAAACCGUUAGAACUGUUUAUUCCGCUGAUUAUGGAGUCUAUGGGGAGUCCUAUAAAAGUUCAAAUCUUUUUUUGUUCUUCACUUUCUCCAUGUGGUUUCUUGUAUUUUCGUGGUUAUUUGCUCCUUUUUUGAUGGGAAGAGAACUGUAGAUGAUUGGAUGGAUUGGAAGAGGUGGAUGGGAAUUGAUGUCUGACCGGAAGAAAGUUGGGAAUCAUGGUGGGACGAAGAAUAGGAACACCUCAAACACAUGGGUAUCAGGUGAAGAAGGUUACACUUGCAGUCCACUUCUUUGUUUACCACCUGGAAUCCUGGAUAUAGCUCACCACAACAAAGACUACGGGUUUAUGGACCUUUUUGGGCUGUUGUGGUAUCUGUCCUUUCUCAUCUUUAAGAUGGUUUCUACGCGGAGACGAAGAUUUUACACCAACUUUCAGCUCAAGUUCAGGAUACUGAAGUUGCUUCUUUUUCUUGGCUACAUGUCAAUCAUGAGCGUCUUGUUUGUAUUUUGUGAUCUCACUAUUUCAGAUCUAUUUGCUGCUAUGCUUGCUUUCUUUCCCACAGGGUGGGCCCCUCUUCAGAUAGGACAAGUAUGCAGCGUGAUGUUCAGGAGCCAAUUCAAGGAUUCUCAGAAUCGAUAAAUGAGUUUGGAAGAGCAUACGAUUAUAUAACGGGAGUGAUAAUCUUCAUGCCCAUUGCCAUUUGUCAUGGUUCCUAUUUGUAUCAAAAUGCCAAACACGCUUGCUCUUUAUCCUAGCAUCAAGUAGAGGCCUAUAAAGGUCCAAUGGUUCUUGCAGGGAGGUAGUUAGAUCACACAGCAUCAAUCUACUCUAGAGUUCCUGUCAUCUACACUUUCAUUUUUCUUGUUCCAACAUCUUAUUGUGGCAGUUGGCAUACAACUGGUUCCCUUCUUUUUUGUUUUUAAUCAAAUAAACAGCUAAUAUACAACUAGUCUAUUGUGAGUCAAACUCACGACCUCC